This is a messenger RNA of Malania oleifera, 2024 nucleotides long. RefSeq names its product protein TWIN LOV 1. The transcript is spliced from 8 exons. Bases 596 to 1795 code for a protein of 399 amino acids. Gene Ontology annotation, cellular component: nucleus. NCBI's taxonomy places the organism in Eukaryota, Viridiplantae, Streptophyta, Magnoliopsida, Santalales, Ximeniaceae. The record is from RefSeq and is a predicted model, not a curated record.
CCAGAGAAAGGUUUUUUGAUUUUUACCUCCUGGAAUCAAACCAUAGGGCCUUCCCCAGUCGAGCACGCCACUGCAUGUGUGCGCGCACAAUUUCAUUCGCCGAAUCCCAAUCAUCUUCAAGUCCCCAGGCCAGCCCGCCUCUGGAACCAGCCGGAUCUUACAUCUCUCGUUUUGUUUGUGGUGAAAUAAAAAUAAAAAUCCAAAGUUACGGAAUAAAAAAUCCAGGGACUUUUUGUGAUUCAGCAUUGUUGGUGUGCAACUUGGAGUCAGUUCUUGCUUCUGAGGCUCUUAUCUCUCAUCACUCUGAUUGGGCUUGCUUUCUCCUUCGAUUCAUGCACCAAAAGCGACUGAUGGGCAUCUCCCAACAUUCGAUGUUCAUUCGAAAUCCGCAUUUGGAGAAGAUUUUUUCGUCUGGAAACGAGGGACUCUGCUUCGUGAUUUCUUUGCUUUGAUUUGGUUCUCUCUGCUGGGGUCGGGUAACUCUAGCACAGUUCUGUAGUAGAACUGCAGCCGGGGGUUUAAAGUACCACAUGGGAUUGGGAUCAAUCUGCACGCCGAUAAAACAAGAAGAAGAACGAAAACGAGAACGAGUACGAUGGGAUCACAGUUGAAUCUAAUCGAGCAAUCCAUUAACGUUCAUUACUCGUACUGGGUUCGUGAAGCUCUCGAUGAAUUACCCGAUAAUUUCACCAUCACCGAUCCUUCCAUUUCCGGCCACCCUAUUGUGUACGCGAGUCGUGGAUUCCUGAAAAUGUCAGGGUAUUCGAAGGACGAGGUAAUGGGGAAGAACGGGAGGAUAUUUCAGGGACCCGGAACCAAUCGGAGAUCCGUGAUGGAGAUUCGCGAAGCAAUUCGCGAGGAGAGGACUAUCCAAAUAAAUUUGUUGAAUUAUCGAAAAGAUGGGACCCCGUUUUGGAUGUUGUUUCAUAUGAGCCCUGUUUUUAGCAGAGAGGAUGGGAGGGUGAUCCAUUUUGUUGCCGUUCAGGUGCCGAUUACGAGGAGGCGGCGGCGUUCGGGAAGUGGAUUUGGGAGAAACGGGAUUAAUGCGUGUGAAGAGGGGUCUAGGUCUCAUGAGAUUGUAUUUGGGUCCUGUCGGAGGGAGGUGUGCUCGGAUUCGGCUGCCGAAUUGAGUCGUGUAUUAGCUCGGGAUUUGGUUAUGGAUUCAGAUAAUGGAGAUCUUGAAGAUCCUUGUGAGGCUAGUGAUCUUGAGAGGCGAAAGGCUGGCACUGCCAUUAACAACAUCUUGUCUGUGCUAACCCACUACAGCGAGUCAACUGGCAGAUUGGUGUGUGGGAAGAGAUGCAGCUUAUCUGGGACAGGGCUUCUGGGUUCAUCCUUAAUUAUAUCUCUUGGUAGAAUCAAACAAAGCUUUGUAUUAACUGAUCCACAUUCACCUGACAUGCCCAUUGUCUAUGCAAGUGAUGCCUUCUUGAGAUUGACAGGUUAUUCUAGACAUGAAGUGUUGGGGCAUAACUGUAGAUUUUUGAGCGGGGUGGAUACGGAUUCCUCAACUCAGUUGCAGAUAAAGGAAAGCAUUCAAAAUGCACAACCAUGUACAGUACGUAUCUUAAAUUACAGGAAGGACAAGAGUUCAUUUUGGAAUCUUCUUCAUAUAUCACCUGUACGGAAUGCUUCUGGCAAGAUAGCUUAUUUUGUUGGAGUUCAGAUGGACGAAGGUAGCAAUAACCAGGAUGGACAAGGUUUAAGCAUUGAUAUGAGGCGGCUUAGUGUGGUAGGAGCUGUCAAGGUUGCUGUGAGGAGUUUGUCAAUGGGUGCUGGCCCUUCAAAGGCAUAGGAUCAAUGACUACACCUAUUUUAUUUGCUGUGGAUUCUGGAUUUAUUUAUAAUGUUAUCUUGUUCAAAACUGUAAUCCAUUGCAUUUGUAAUCUCAUCUUGCAAUAGUUUGAAAAGGCAGAAUUCGGGAGGAUAGUAGAAAUGUGGGUCCUCUAAUGUCAAACUCAAACUCACAUUGUUAAUAUAUAAAAAGGUUUCAAUUUGAAGUUGAAACUGUAGCUCAUGUGAAA